ACCGGAGAGAGUUUCCAGGCUGAGGGGGAGAGGGCGUGGCCAAGGCGGUGACGUCACUGUGUUUAUGUCAAACAAGCAGCAGGCAGACAGCAGAAGCAGCCUCUGAAGACCUUCAGACCGUGGACCAGGAACGCUUUCAAACUCUAGCAUCUUGAAAAAGGUGUUUCAGUGUGCCGUCGUGUCACCCUGCCCGGGUGCCAUGUUCCUCUGUUCCACAUGAGCUCUACUAUGUGGUACAUCAUGCAAAGCAUUCAGAGUAAAUACUCUUUGUCUGAGCGGCUCAUCCGCACCAUCGCAGCCAUCCGCUCCUUCCCACACGACAACGUGGAGGAUCUGAUUCGUAAGGGAGCUGAUGUGAACCGGAUGCAUGGCACCCUGAAGCCCCUGCACUGCGCCUGUAUGGUAGCUGAUGCAGACUGCGUGGAGCUGCUGUUGGAGAAGGGCGCAGAGGUGAAUGCUUUGGAUGGCUACAACCGCACAGCACUGCACUAUGCAGCAGAGAAGGACGAGAGCUGUGUGGAGCUGCUGCUGGAGUACGGGGCCCAGCCAAACGCCCUGGAUGGUAACAAGGACACUCCGCUGCACUGGGCUGCCUUCAAAGAUAACCCAGAGUGUGUGAGGGCCCUUCUGGAAAGCGGAGCCUGUCCCAAUGCCCGGGACUACAACAACGACACCCCUUUGAGCUGGGCGGCGAUGAAGGGCAACCUGGAGAGUGUCAAAGUGCUACUAGACUACGGGGCCCAAGUCCAUGUGACCAACCUGAAGGGCCAGACUCCGAUCUCUCGACUUGUGGCCCUGUUGGCCCGCGGCUUGGGCACCGAGCAGGAGGACGAGUGCCUGGACCUGCUGUGCCGGGCAGCCGGGCGGUUUGAGAUCCGGCGGGCUGACGGCACCCUUCCCAGGGAGCUGAGUAAGGAUCCCCAACUACUGGCGAGGCUGACCAGCAUGGUGGCUCAGGCGCCCACGCUUCGAUCUCUGGCGCGCUGUGCUGUCCGGCAGAGUCUGGGCGUGCAGUUCCUCCCCACUGCAGUAAAAGAGCUCCCUUUACCAGAGUCUAUCAAAGACUAUUUACUUUUGAGAGACAGGGAUUAGAACCAGAGGGGACCUCAUAGUUACUCCUGGCUGAUUAUUAGACAGCUCAUUACACUGCAUUUUAUUGGCAAGAAAGUCUCACUCCAUUGAGUUAGAUGAUAUUGCUCAGACAAUGUUUGAUGGUGCAGGCUGUCUAGUAAUUCUGUCAGGGGUUGCAGCUCCUUAAGUGAUGCUUAUGAAUGGAUGCAAUAUGGUGUGUAUGGAUGCUUGAGUGUGCAAUUAUGAGUGAUCACCUUUUUCACAAGGAUUUCCCUCUGAGUCCACAAUGCAGGGUCAUUUUUGCAUUUUCAAGGAAAAAAUGCAGUUCCAACAUAAUGUAUUGUGCCAGAUGGGAACUGUUUUGUUACGUACAGACAACAAAAAAACAACACGUUAUCUUUGGUGUCAAAAAAUGUAGACAAACAUGCCAGGUAGGCUUAUCUGUCUUCUCCAAAAUUACAGCACGCUGAUAAAACAACAUGCACUUCCUGAGCUCCAUGUCAAUAUGCCUGCUGUCAUAUGUGAUUUGGUAUUUGUUUGGGCUUUGUUUUAAUGAAAAGAAAACAGCUUGUUUCUAUGUCAAAGUACUUACAAUUUUUAUUUUUUUUCGAGAAGCAUUAAAUUGAAAUAUUUUAAGGGUGUUCACUGGUCCAAAACUUUGCAACCUAUGUUUGAAAACUACUUCAUUUUAUACUAAAUGUUUAAAUGGUAGCAGCUGUGGCAUGAUCACUACGUUUUUGUUUUUGUUUUUGUCUUUUUUUUUUUUUUUUAAAUAAACUAAAUAAGCAUCUGGAAAUGUACCUAAAUUUGUUAUGGGAUUUGUCUAAAUCUGACCAUUUUCUUGUGCUUGAUUUUGUUUGUUCUGCAGAAGUGUAAAUAUAAUGUAAAUAUAACCAUAUUACAUUGUUUCCCAGUGGCACCAAUUUUGUGUACAACCAUCAAGUGCUUUUUUCGUUGUCAAAAGAAUGAAAGUAAAUGACUUCAUGUUCAUUU
Molecule: messenger RNA, 2064 nt
Organism: Myripristis murdjan (pinecone soldierfish)
Lineage: Eukaryota; Metazoa; Chordata; Actinopteri; Holocentriformes; Holocentridae
Gene: asb8
Product: ankyrin repeat and SOCS box containing 8
Exons: 4
Coding region: 217-1092 (291 amino acids)
Biological process (GO): intracellular signal transduction
Molecular function (GO): protein binding
Source: RefSeq, a predicted model, not a curated record